UACCGACCCACAAAUUCUGCAGAACGGCAGUGAUGCAGGGCGUCUUUCACCUCAGACCCUCCAACAGGUGUCAUUUUUAGGUCACGGUCCGUGGUCUGAGUCCGACACGACAGAUUUCCUCGAUGCAAGCGAUCUUGACCACGGCAAGAGCCUUGUCGAUCCAACCAUGGAUCAGUCAUCCAUACGCUUCCCUUCCACUGAUAUUUAUCAGUACGACUCGUCCAGUUCCACCUCUUCCACCUCUUCCGCACCUUCUGACGAUUCACACAUCGUUAUACCGCGCUCUCGGCGAGUCCGUGGGCAAAAUUCCAACUCAUCAUCUCCCACACUAUUGUCUGUCAAGGCCAGGCACCAUUCAAGUCCUCGUGCACACCAACCGGACAAAAAGAGUGUUCAACUGCCGGAGCUCAGUGAUGCAUCUGAUGUUGACACGGGCACAGGCCCGUCAAUUUUCUUCGGAAAUGCGCUCCAGCUCGCUUCCCCAUUUUAACUCAAACGUCAAGUCUCAGCCCGGUAAUCCGAACCUAUCCCCCCAGACGCGAUCCAUUCGAAAUAAGUCUGGCCAGCUUAUCAAACCAUCGCUCAAGCACGCGAAGCUUCCCAGCCUGUCGAUUCCCACUGGCACGGGUGGUGGGGUCGUGCAAAGUGAACCCACAACGCCUACCCUUUCGAAGGCAGUACACUUCGACGUCAAGCUCGAGCAUGUCAAAUUGUUUCUCUCCAAGCAAAAGCCUGUUGCAGUGUCGCGAGAUCGUGACCCAGCCACCGAUACCAGCGGUACUGAGAGUGAUUUCCCCUCAUUCGUCCGUGGGCCACCGGACAACUCUACUGAGAAACAGAUCGAGCUUCAGAUUCGUAAUAUGCCAUCCAUCCCGCCAAAAGAUGCGGACGUAAUCAUGCAAGGGUUCACUUUAUCCCAAAGCGAUAAGUCCAUCACCGGACGAGUCCGAGUGCGCAAUAUUGCGUACGAAAAAUGGGUUGCUGCCCGGUUCACCUUGGAUUUGUGGCAGACGACGAGCGAAGUUACCGCCCAUUAUGUGGAAUCUGUGGACGAUGGCAUGUUUGACAUCUUCAUAUUCACGAUAAGGUUGCAUGACAUGUGGUCGCGUAUCGAGGAAAAGACGAUGUUUAUUGCCUUGCGGUAUACUACCGCAGGUAGGCAGUUCUGGGACAACAACAACGGUGCCAACUACAUGCUUAAAUUCGUCGGGAAGCUUGUGACGCGGAAGGCACCCGCUACCGCAGGGUUUCUCAUAGGGGGUUCAGGUCCCGAAGUCAGGUCGGCAAGAGUGGAUAGGGAUCCUUCUCAGGCAUCUCGUUCGCCGCGCUCUUCCGUGGCAUUGACACCAGAAACGCCUCUGUCAGCGAGGUAUAAUUUAGGUUCUGCACUUAACGUAGCUCAAGAUGGGGGCCCUCCUCCCCUAUCUUCCCCAGUUGUACGGACCCCCACGUACCCUACAGAGCUCUCCAGUGCUUGGUCGAAGCAUACUCCUUAUCGCGUCGAUAAGAUACCGCCACGCCAUACUCGAUCCGUUACUAUAGGGUCAUCUAGGGAUCUGGAGAAACACGAGCAGGUGCAGAUUGCGCAGUCAGAUUCUCUAAACCUAGAUACUCCCUUUUCAACACCCCAGUCACGUGCAGCACGCGAACGCAACCAUCGUCGUGGCUAUUUCGAUAGAUCAAUGGGUGGCACACCGCGUAAAACCCUUCCAGGUCCUGCUCUUCUGAGUCCGUUUGAGGAACGGACCCCUACUCGCAGCAGUGAUCCCGUGCAAGGACAGCCAUCCCUCUUCAGCAGGUUUACUGCUCAAAAUAUGGCUCGGAUGAAUAGCGCGAACUCCACUGCUUCUGCGUCUGACUCGAGUUCCCUAACUACUCCGCUUACGUCUUCGGGGCCCAGCACACCCACUUCUUCCGACGACAAGUCCUCUCUUAAUGAUAGCUAUAGCCAAUUUCUUAACCGAUUCUGCUUCUUCACUGGCCCUGGCUCACUGACUAAUCAUUCCUCUGAUUUAAUCACCCGUUCGCAAUCUGCAUCCGAUGUAGAAGCGUUGUUACGCUCUUCUCCUCACGAUUUCUCUUCUCCCUUGCGCGAACCUGCUUUCAAUGGUCCUCGUUCUUGUAGCUUGAAUAGUAUCUCUACUUGUCAGAGUAGUUCGACUACUCCACGCGGAAAUCCAAUGCUCGAUUGCCCCAUUCCAGUGGUCCAUUAACUUAUAAUUUACCUAUAGACUAACGGUACUGGGUUUCACACUACAGUUCAUGGCUUGCCAUUCACGACCCGACAUAUGAUGAAACGGACUUGAGUUAUCUUAUGGCAGUCAUGACAACUUGUACAUUAUGGCACUUCUUCACAUUUCCUUGCACACGGCUUCCUCACAUCGUACAAGCAUUUUCCUUGUUUAUCUUUUCAGC
Molecule: messenger RNA, 2415 nt
Organism: Suillus subaureus
Lineage: Eukaryota; Fungi; Basidiomycota; Agaricomycetes; Boletales; Suillaceae
Product: putative phosphatase regulatory subunit-domain-containing protein
Exons: 4
Coding region: 123-2213 (696 amino acids)
Biological process (GO): regulation of glycogen biosynthetic process
Cellular component (GO): protein phosphatase type 1 complex
Molecular function (GO): glycogen binding; protein phosphatase 1 binding
Source: RefSeq, a predicted model, not a curated record